Molecule: messenger RNA, 1469 nt
Organism: Centruroides sculpturatus (bark scorpion)
Lineage: Eukaryota; Metazoa; Arthropoda; Arachnida; Scorpiones; Buthidae
Product: BTB/POZ domain-containing protein KCTD5-like
Exons: 4
Coding region: 104-364 (86 amino acids)
Biological process (GO): proteasome-mediated ubiquitin-dependent protein catabolic process
Cellular component (GO): Cul3-RING ubiquitin ligase complex; cytoplasm
Molecular function (GO): cullin family protein binding
Source: RefSeq, a predicted model, not a curated record
UCACUUGAUUAUUUUUUUAGGUGUUUUAGAAGAAGCAAAAUUCUAUAAUAUUGUGGAUUUAAUUAAAUUGGUAAAAGAACGAAUUCAAGAAAGGAAUGCCAUCAUGACCAAAGAGUAUCGCAAGCACGUCUACCGUGUUCUGCAAUGUCACGAGGAUGAAUUGACACAGAUGGUUUCAACAAUGUCAGACGGUUGGAAAUUUGAACAGUUAAUUAGUAUUGGCUCGUCUUACAACUACGGUAAUGAAAACCACGCUGAGUUCUUGUUCGUUGUAUCUCGAGAAUAUCCAGGUUCGUUUUCUCGUUCCUCAGAUCUUGAUCUGACGGACAGAAAGAUUGUGAGACAAAAGGCAGACAGAAUGUAGAGACAGAAGAUGAGAAGAAUUACGGAAUAUUAUUUAAAUGUCAUCGUCUAUAUUCUUUCAAUAAUAAUCCCGUACUCGUGUCGUGAAUUAUUGUAUUUAUAAAUCAGAUUGAUAUAUAACGAAACACAUAAUUUAAAGUAAUUAUCGUAUUUCGAGUUUUAUUUUUAUAUUUAAUAUAAUGUUAAUUCUGUGUUUCCCAAUUAAUAAAUUAUAAACUUUGAGAAUUCGUAAUUUGCACUGUUAGGUAACAUUAUGCUCUCUGGUAACUCAAAAAAGCUUACCAGUUAUAAAAUGUUGGGAAAAAUUGUGUAACUUAUAAAAAUUUUACCUUUUAAAAAAUAUUAAUUGUUAAAAGAAAAACAUAUUUAUUUGGAAAAGUAUAUUAUUGAUAUUUGCAAAAUUCAAUUAUUAUAAGAUGAAUUUAAAAUUAUAAUGCAGUCAUAGUUGACAUAGUGAUAUGCAGAGAAAUAAUAAGAGUUCUCGAGGAUUUAAUAGAUAUAACAAAAGAGAGAAAGUUGAUAUAUUUAAUCAGCAUGUUGAAUAACUGUCAAGCGGUUAUGAUGCUGUUUGCAUAUAUAUAAUAAUAUCAAUCCUACACAUAGUUGUUUUGAAUACAAGUCAUUCCUAAUAGAAAUGGAACAAUAUAUUUGACCACGUCCAAUUCUUUUGCUCUAGUCAACAACGUUGGUCAUCUCCUUCAUUAUCUGAUCUCAUACCAAUAUCUGACUUCUAGAUAUUUAAAGUUGAGAGUGUACUGUGGAAUUCCAAAACUGAUUUUAAAAUUUGUUUAUCGUUGUGAAGUUGCAUCACUUCCAUGGAAAUGUUGCAUAAUAUAGUGGCUCAUACAGACAGUCAAAUCAUAAAGAUGUCUGCCUGACAAUUCAAAGGACUUGAGUUUAAGAGUCACGACCAGUUCGACCCAGAUAUAUUAGUCCCGUCCCUCGCCAUACAGUUGUCCUGCUUGGCUUCACUGAACCCAAGAUGGAUAUUGAAUUGUUUUGUUUCAGGAAAAAAAAAAAAUAGUAAAAAAGAAAAUAUUAUAAUGGAAUUGUUGCCAAUAUAAUGAUAUUACCCAAAACAUAAAAUUAUUUUUUAUUAAAAAAUA